AUGCAGCGAUCCGACCUCAAGAAGUUGACCCCCCAACCCAAGCCUUACAAGAAGGGCCCCUACACAGUUGAGGCCAAGGGUUACGAGAAGAAGGACGGCGAAACAAUUCCUCGCGUACACCCGUUAGCAAAGGACGGUCUCAUCAGCACUCCCGCUCCCGACGUCAAGACCAUCUACGACAUUCUCCGCAGCAGCUCCAAGAAGUUCGGAAACGCAAAGGCUCUUGGUUACCGCAACCUGAUCAAGGUCCACGAUGAGGUCAAGCAGAUCAAGAAGGUUGUUGAUGGCAAGGAGACCACCGUCGACAAGACCUGGCAGUACUCGGAGCUCAGUGGCUACACAUACCUCAGCUUCGUCGAGUAUGAGCAGCUCUGCUUCAAGCUUGCCUCUGGUUACCGUGCUCUUGGCAUGAACAAGGGCGACCGCAUCCACAUCUUUGCCUCUACCAGCCCUUGGUGGCUGGCCACUGCUUACGCCGCCUCCUCUCAAUCCAUGCCCAUCGUCACCGCCUACGACACACUCGGUGAGGAGGGUCUCAUGCACUCUCUCAAGCAGACUCACGCCAAGCUCAUCUUCCUCGACCCUCAUCUCCUCACCAAGCUCAUCAACCCCCUCAACGAGACCAAGGAUAUUCAAUAUGUCGUUUACAACAGCCACAUGGAAGUCAAGAAGGACGAUAUUGAGAAGCUCAAGAACGCUCACCCCCACCUGACCAUUCUCAGCUUCGAUGAGCUCACCAAGAAGGGUGAGGAGAACAUGGUUGACCCAGUUCCUCCCCAGCCCGAAGACCUUUGCUGUAUCAUGUACACCUCCGGCUCUACUGGAACUCCCAAGGGUGUCCUCCUCAAGCACAAGAACGUCAUUGCUGCUAUUGCUGGUGUUGACGCCAUCGUUGGUCCUUACCUUGGUCCUGGUGACGGUCUUCUCGCCUACCUCCCUCUUGCUCACAUCCUUGAAUUCGUCUUCGAGAGCGCCUGCUUCUACUGGGGUGGUACUAUGGGUUAUGGAAACCCAAGAACCAUCUCCGACGCUUCGGUCCGCAACUGCAACGGUGACAUUCGCGAGUUCAAGCCUUCAGUCCUGAUCGGUGUUCCUGCAGUAUGGGAGACCGUAAAGAAGGGUAUCGUGUCAAAGGUCGACAAGACUGGUGGUAUUGCCAAGCAGCUCUUCUGGGCUGGUAUGGCCGCAAAGAGCACCAUGAUGCACCACUCCAGCCUGCCUUUCACCGGUCUCGGCACCAGUGUUAUGGACUCUGUUAUUUUCAGCAAGAUCAAGGAGGCCACAGGAGGUAGAUUGAGAAUUUGCAUGAAUGGUGGUGGUCCAAUUGCAAAAGACACCCAACGCUUCAUCUCAAUGGCCAUCGCUCCUCUGAUCAGUGGCUAUGGUUUGACCGAGACAGCUGCCAUGGGUGUUAUCAUGGAUCCUCUUGCCUGGACCGACGAGGCUCUUGGUGGUCUUCCUGCCUCAAUCGAGGUUAAGCUUGUCGAUUUCCCCGAUGCUGGCUACUACUCAACCAACAACCCUCCUCAAGGUGAAAUCUGGAUCCGUGGUGAUUCUGUCACCGACGGCUACCUCGAUCUUGAGAAGGAGAACCAGGAGUCGUUUGAGGACGGCUGGUUCAAGAGUGGUGAUAUUGGUGAAUUUGACAAGAACGGAAACCUCAGAAUCAUCGAUCGUAAGAAGAACUUGGUCAAGACCCUGAACGGCGAGUACAUCGCUCUCGAAAAGCUUGAGUCCAUUUACCGUGCCAAUCACGUUGUUGGCAACAUUUGCGUGUACGCGGAUCAGAGUAAGAACAAGCCUAUCGCCAUCAUCGUCCCCGCCGAGCCUGCUUUGAAGUCUUUGGCUUCCGACAAUGGCUGCAAGUCGGAUGAUCUUGAGGAAAUGUGCCACGACAAGAAGCUCAACGAAGCUGUCCUAAAGAACUUGCAAGCUACUGGAAAGAAGGGUGGUCUUGCAGGUAUUGAGAUCAUCGAGGGUGUUGUCCUUGCCCCUGAUGAGUGGACUCCCCAGAACCAGCUCGUCACCUCAGCACAAAAGCUCAACCGCAAAAACAUUCUUGAGAAGUACAAGAAGGAGGUUGACCAAGCAUACAGCUCAUGA
Molecule: messenger RNA, 2103 nt
Organism: Aureobasidium melanogenum CBS 110374
Lineage: Eukaryota; Fungi; Ascomycota; Dothideomycetes; Dothideales; Saccotheciaceae
Product: acetyl-CoA synthetase-like protein
Exons: 3
Coding region: 1-2103 (700 amino acids)
Biological process (GO): long-chain fatty acid metabolic process; long-chain fatty-acyl-CoA metabolic process
Cellular component (GO): plasma membrane; endoplasmic reticulum; lipid droplet
Molecular function (GO): long-chain fatty acid-CoA ligase activity
Source: RefSeq, a predicted model, not a curated record